This is a messenger RNA of Hemicordylus capensis (graceful crag lizard), 10390 nucleotides long. It is a transcript of the gene CNST, whose product is annotated as consortin, connexin sorting protein. NCBI's taxonomy places the organism in Eukaryota, Metazoa, Chordata, Lepidosauria, Squamata, Cordylidae. Bases 435 to 2558 code for a protein of 707 amino acids. The transcript has 12 exons. Gene Ontology annotation, biological process: positive regulation of Golgi to plasma membrane protein transport. The record is from RefSeq and is a predicted model, not a curated record. Gene Ontology annotation, cellular component: transport vesicle; plasma membrane; trans-Golgi network. Gene Ontology annotation, molecular function: connexin binding.
CUUGAACAAAAUCACUUCCGUUUCCGCUUUGCUCCGGUCAGGCUGGUUGCUGGGGGCGCUCUACAUUUCCCCCUCGCUCUAUGGCAAUACCAUGAAUGGUGUGUCCUCUCUAGGUAUUGGCGCUCUAUGGUGCUCAGCUUUUGCCGCGGCUGCUUUCUGGAGUCCGCAGCUGGGUGACAGGCAGGUAGCUUCGCGUGCUGAUCAUUCUUUCUCUUUGCCCGUUCCGAGCCCGGCCAUGCCAGCGCCAGGGGCUCGCCGAAACCUCUGCGAGGUGGCCGUCUUGUGAGAAUGAACAGGUACCAGAUAACUCUGUGUUAACUUUGUUGUGCUUGAAAGACUUCAUCUCUUUUUCCCAUGCAAAGUGAUGCACAUUUUAAGAAAAUGAGCUGAGAAUCAUUUUGACAAAGUGGAUAUAAAAUAAUAGUAGUGCUCUAAUGGAUGACGGGGAAUCUCCUACAAAUGACCUUCAGUUAAACUUGCAAGACCUACUUCAUGCUGACACACAUGUGGAAAGGAUAAAAACUUGCUUGGCUUCUUCAGCAGAUGAAAAUGAAAAUCAGCUUAAUGGCAGCAAGCAUGAGACUCUGAAAAGCAGUGAUGCCACAAUGGGAAGAGUUGAGCAGGACAGCAUCAAUAAUAAUGAAGGGAAGGACAGUGGAGACUACACCUCUUGCUAUCAAGAAGAAGAAAGUGAUACACUAUCUAGGUGUUCCAGUGCCGAUGAAAUGCUCAUUCCUGAAAAGUGCAGCUCUGGAAAAAGGAGUUCAAGAAAAACAAAAGGUUCCAGCAAGCAAGGAGCCAAGCAAGAGAAAACUGACGUUACAGCAACAGAUCAUGUGCAAGAUGAACAUGGGAACAAAAUAUAUGCCAAUUGUCCUCAAAAAGAAGCAACAGAUACUUUGCAGUCCCUUUUCUCUCUCCUUCGAGAAGAGUUUGAGCAGAUGGAUUCAAGAGUGUUACCUCUGUGUCUCCAUCAGAUUGCUGAAACCUAUUUUCAAGGUGGAGAAUAUGAAAAGGCCAUGAAGUUUAUUCAGCUCGAACGGUUAUAUCAUGAGCAGCUACUUGCGAAUCUUUCAUCUGUUCAGCAGCAGUGGGAAAAAAAAUGGAAAUCAACACCAUCCAGUGAAAUUCCAAUUUUAAAGAAUUCUGCUAAAGGUCUGGAUAAUGAAGAGUUAGAUAAACUUGCUGAACUUUGCACAUCACACCAGGAGCCACUUGUCUCCAGAAGCAAGCGAAUAUGUGAAGAAAAAUCCCAGGGACGUGAUAAUUUAUUAGGUUUAAAGAUCUCUGAAGAGUCAAAAGAAAAAGGUGCCGUUGCACGUGAGUCAGAUGCUGAAACUUGGCCUGGCAUUAGACCAAAGAAGGAGGAUCAUCACAAAGAGAGAGAGAGGAGCAAGGGCUUCAAAGCUGAUAGCUGUCAUACACUUACAGAAAGGGCAAGACUUCAGCUAGCUGUGGGGAAGGACCACAUGGAGGAGGAGCACUGCAGUGCUGAAUCAACACUGAAUCCACCCAGCCAGCCCAUAGGGACACAGGGCACGCCUUGCUCUGGCUGUUUAUCUUCUAGAUCUGCGAGUGAAGAUAACAGUCUGCCACUAAGAGAAGAACAGUUCUCUGAGGAUGUAGCAAAAAUAGAAGCAGCUGCUGAAGAGCCUGCAGCAGAGUGCUCUAGUGAGCCAAUGGUAGACACAUUAGUUUUGACAGAUGCUGAUUAUAUGCCUCCUGAUCUAAUUUCCACAGAUGAAAAUGUUCAGUCUGAAAGGAACUUUCUCAGGUCAAAACACUGUCCUGGCUCUACUGUGAUUUCUAGUAGCCAGCUGGGAAGCAGCAUAGUAAACCAGCAACAGCCUCCUUAUGGAAAUGAGAAAAAAUCUGUCCAGGACAGAACUUCAUCAGACAUUAUUGAGAAUGUGUGCUCUGAAAGCAAUAUGCCUGAACAGGCCAAUGUUGCAUAUGCAAAUAUAUCUGAAGGGAUACAAGAAGGAAGAGCAGAACUGGAAGAAGAAGGCAAAAGUGAAGGACCAGAAGACUUCUUUGAUCGUUUUUUCAGUGGCAUGCAAGAAGAUCCCCUCAAAUAUGUAGAUAGCGAAGGGGAUGGGGAAACUAUUCCACACAUGACACCUGAGCAAGCACUUUAUAGUUCGUCAGAAGGUUAUUCACUAGAAGAAGGAUUUUCUUCACUUGACGAACUUGCAAAACGGAUAGAGAUUGCAGAGACUGUUCCUACAGAGGGGCUGGUGUCCAUAUUAAAGAAGAGGGAUGACAGUGAAGGAAAAACACUUGCUCAACUCCAGCAAAGACAGUCCAAAAGAAGAGUGAGAUUCCAAGAAAUGGAGGAUGCAUUAGAUCAAGAGGAAGUUGGAGGUGGCUCCUGUAUUCUGCUGAUCUUGCUGUGCAUAGCAACUGUAUUCCUUAGUGUUGGAGGAACUGCCCUGUACUGCACAUUUGGAGAUGCAGAAUCCCCAGUGUGUACUGAAUUUGCAGCCAAUAUGGACUUUUAUUGUACUCGAAUGCUGCAGAGUAUAGAGGAACUUAAGCAGUGGAUUUCCUUCUCAUAGAGGAUAUGAAUACGAACAUCUUGUUGACAGCUCACGGACACUUACUGAAGAGUGCGAGAGAUACUGCAAGCUUCUUAAAACAUGGCACUUUCAAAUAGUGACAUGAGGUGCUGUGUCAUAAGAAGGUCUGCUUUCCAGAAAUCAGAAGUGAAUACGUGGAAUUCAUGUUAAAUUAUCAUGAAGUGGCAUGAGAGACUGAUAAACUUGAAUGUCCUGAUGUUCACCUUUUUUGGCAGUUGGAACAGCCAUCUAUCCAACAACCUUGGAAAAUGAAGAAAAAAGUGACAGUUCCUACCCUACAGUUUUCAGGCCCCACAUAAUCAUAUGCAAUUUAUGUAAAAGUGCAAGACUGUUGAUUUUUCCCAGCUCUCUGUGCAAAAAUGUUGUCUCCAACUAUCAUGCAAUAAGGCCAUGCUUUAUGGGAAAGUACCUUAUUUUUAAAGUCUUAAUGUCUGUCUUGAUUUUUAAUUGUCCUAGUGAGUUAUGUAACUUGAUUGGAGUGGUGCAGCAGAAAUUGGAGCCCUCAGUCUAGGUGUUAAUUAGCCUUCCAUUUAAUUAAGUAGCAGCCAUAAUGGGUAAUGCAUCCAGUCCUCCAUAUACAGCCAUGGCAAACAAUGUGGAGUUUUUAGAUGCUUGUAAAGUUUUUAAAAAAUUAAUUAAAAAAAGAUUCACUCACUAAACAGAACAAAUAAGACACAUCAAUAAGUUUUAUUGCCAAUAAUAAAUUAUACAAUGCACAUCACUUAUAAAGGGCCAUCUUGCAUGUUACAAGGUGUACACCUCUGACGUUUUAAGCUUGCAUCUAAAAAGAAGUGUGAAUGUAAAACAUGUUUGCAAACACAAGCAUCAUACAGGUAGAGUUAUCAGGGAGCUGUUAUUGAGGUACAGUUACCAGGGAGCUGUUAUUGGCUAAAGGACCCCAUUGAGUUUACACUCAGUGGCAAACUUCUGAGGAAAGUGGGUUUCCUCUGUGUAAUGUUACAUAGGUAUUAGCCAUUGAGCCUAGAAUUUAACCAUUGCACCUAGACUACGAUAUUCAGAGGCACAGUUUAAUAAAAUUGGGCAAAUUUCUGUUUUAAGUAUGUUAUUUGUAGGGAAUAAAGAUAAUCCCAUUUAUCCUCCCCCUCCACAGUGUCCAUCAUGAAGUCUGGUAACUUUGUCAAGUAUCCAUUGUCGGACUCCUAAACUUUUGUCUGAUUCCCUAAACUAGGGCUGGCUCCUAGAUCCAAAUAAAUUUGUCAAGGUCUGUCUUAUUGGUUUCUAAUAAAAGUGGACUGUACCCAAAACUAGAAGCAAAUUAAGAUAGAAGUUGAGAUGCAUGUAUGCAAUAGAUUUAUGUUGGUCCAAAUUAUGAAGGGAAAACUAAAUUCUGAAAAAUCAUUCAUUUGAAUAAAGAUAUAAACUUGUCCAUUUAAUACCUGAAAUACAUGCCACAAAUUAAGUGAAAAGAUGUGGUUGUUGGCUUUGCUCUGUGGAACCAAUAUUUAAUAGGAACAAUCCCAGUUAUUCAGUUGCCCAAACCCUACUCAGCCAUUCAAAAUAAUGCCCUCAACAAGCUUACAAGUGCCAAAAGCGGGUUGGAAACCCCACCCUGGUACAUCAUUUACCUCCAUCAUGCUGCUCACAGAAACUAUAGUAUUUGUCUACAGAAGGAAGCGCCAUAACCACAACAGCAGGCACUUCUGUGAUCUGCAGUCUGAAUUGCCCCAGACUGCUGAUCACAGAAGUACUAUAGAUAAAUGCCACUGUAACCAUGAGCAGUACAUGGUGGGGUAGAAACAUGCUGGGGUAGGACUUCCAACCCACUUUGGUGCUUGUCACCGUGUACAAGGCUGUUUUUCCUGAAUAGGGCUACAGUCACUUUCAGAUGUAGGGCUAAAGUUCUUUCUCCUUCACAGUCAUAUUAUAGAUUGUUUCCUUCCAUUUCUGUAGUUGCUCAUUUCUUUAGUUGUUUAGCCCAGCAUUGCUGAACUCUCCAAAAAGUCUUAAAUGUUAGAAUAAAAAAGGAUUACACACAGGCACAAUAGAAAUUAAUGAAGUACAGAAUACCAGCAGCUGAAAAUGACAUCGUGACAUUUUUGUGUUUAUUUCCUUAAUCUUUAGGGAAUGCCCCCCCAUAUGAUCUAAAUAUCUUGUAGACACAUGGCACACGGCACUGGGGCCUCAUGAUCACCUUGUGUGAACUUAUCUGCCUGAGGACUUUCCCACCCCUCCCUGCAUCUGCAGGGAAGAAGAUCAAUAGUCAGAACUGUCUUUUUGGGCCUCCUGUCAUUACUGAUCUUCUCCCUAGGGUUCCCUGAAAUGGUUUGAAAUACUGCUUUAGGGAAGGCACAGCAGAUUCCAUUAUUUCCCUUUGUACUUUAUUUCUGCAGUCAUUACAUGUGAAAGACAUAAGAAGGAAACUGGAAGCAUAGGAAGCUGCCAUGUACUAAGUCAGACCAUUGGUCCAUCUAGUACAGUACAGUCUAGACAUAAGACAUGUCUUAUGCAAACCUUCUCUUAAAGAUGUCUGUCCAAUAUUUUCUCAGUUUCAAAAAUGGACUCUCAUGUGGCAUGAAAGGCUGCUGUUCAGGAAACACAAGCUCAAAGCCCAUUGGGCAAAACUAGUGAAAAACUGGUAGUAUGUUUCAUUGGAUCCAAGCCAAUAUAUUUAUAUUUAUAUUAUUUUAUUUUUUAUUUAUAUCCCGUUCCUCCUUCAAGGAGCCCAGUUCAGUGUACAUGGUUAUGUUGAUCCUCACAUCAAUCCUGUGAGGUUAGGCUGAGAGACGCACGACUAGCCCAUAGUCACCCAGUGAGUUUCAUGGCUGAACGGGGAUUUGAACUCAAGUCUCCCUGGUCCUAGUCCAACACUCUAACCACUACACCAUACUUGAAGUUGCAUGAAGAAACAUUCAAGUUAAAUAUUGGGUAGCUCUCAUGAUGAGUUCAGCAGUGAAGCAAGUGUAAAGGUGGAAUUUCAUUCUAGGAUGUUUUCAAAGAAGAUAAUUUAUAGUAAGGCAUGGUGAUCUGUUUAAAAAGAAAGAGUCUGGUCUGUGCCUGGAUAAUAGACCACCUGGGAAUCUGUGUAUGCAGCUUUGAGUUCCAUGAUGGAAGAAAGGUGGGAUAUAAAUGGAAUAAAUAAUCCCACUGAGUGUGUUCAGUGCCCUGUGUGCACCUAAAAUAACUCUUUGAAUUUUGUCCUUGAUGGAUAGGACAGUUCUGCUGCUUCUUUCUGACAUACUUUUAAGUGUUUGAAAAUAGUUCUAAUGCACUGCCCCAUCUUCCUUUUUUUAAAAAUAGCAUUACAUAUAUCCAAUUCCUUCAGCCUCUCCCCCCAUGUUACUUUUCUUUUGAGACUUUCAUCCUCUUUAUAAGGCUUCUCUUGAAUCCUUAUCCUCAAUACUUAGCCUUCUCCAAAAACAAAAUGAAGGGCCUUACAGCUAUUCUGUAAAGGCGGUCUAGAAAUUGAAUUAAUAAUAAUAGUAGUAGUAAUAAGAAUAAUACUUUACUGGGAACAGCCUAUAUUCUGCAACGCUAUCUAUAAUAAUAACAGCAACAACAUUGAUAAUAAAAUUCAGCCAUCCCAGGUCCUUGGGAAGGACUGGAUGUCUGGAUAAAACAAACCAGUCAAUAACACCUGUCUGUGUAAACAAUAAUAAUAAUAAUAAUAAUAAUAAUAAUAAUAAUAAUAAUAAUAAUAAAUUAAUAAUAAUAAAUAUAAGAGAGUACUCCAGCUGUGGUCUUCACAGAACUGAUUGCAGCGUUGUUAUAACCACAAUUAACAAACAUUUGUGGCCCAGUUUAUCAACAUGAUAAGUUUUGGCUUUCUAGUAGUAGCAAUCCCUUCCUAAUUUUUCUAUUUACAAAUUUUAAUCCCAAGUAGUUACUAACAAUACUGUCUGACAUCCUGAGUACUGAAGCAUGCAUGUAAGCAGCGGCUUUGUGCAUGCAGUGGGAUUGCCCCUGAAGCCCCAUUACUUCCCGUAUCCAUGCAUGUUUCCACAACUGAGCUACCCACUUCUCCCAAAACCCUCUGUCACAGCCAGAAACACAACGUGUUUCUGCUGUGACAGAGGGUUUUGAGAACACAGGAGGGCACUCUGGGAGAUGUGCCCACUGGCACAAAAACAGACACGUAAGAGAACUGACAGAGCUGCCGGGGUGGACCUGCUGCAAGAGCAAAGCUGCUGUUUAGACGCAUGCUUUGGUAGACAGGAUGUCAACCACUGAAUCUAUCUCAGACCAUACCCUGGCCUUCAUUCAAACUAGUGUUGCAUUAGCAUAAUGUUGUUGUGCUAACACAAGAACAUAGCACAAUGACAUUGUGCAAAGCACAUCUGUUUCUCACUAGUUCUGCAGUGGAAGAUGUUAAGUGGGGCAGCGUCACAGACUACCACAACUUUGGGCAGCUCCCCAUAGCGCUAACACAACAGUAGUCUGGAUAUCAGUCCCUGCUUGGAACCUCUUGCCUACACAAGCAUUAUUCAUUAAGGGUGUUGUUUUUUAAUGUCCAUUGUAUGGUGACUCCUUCUAGUCCACACUUCCCAAGCUUUCCGAAGAGAAUGUUUUGUGGGACUAGGGAAGAUAAAAAUCAAUAUAUGCCCAUUGCAAAUCAUUUAUACUUUAUUACUACAAUAUGAAGACACAUGUUAACUCUUAAAAACAAACAAUAAUUUUAAUUAUUACACAAAUUAUACACAUUAUUACAUACUUUGAGCAGAUAAAUCCUGAAUUCCCUCACUAUCAGGUAGAAAGAACCACACAUAACAACAAAAAAUAUAUUUGGACUGCAAAACCAGAAUAUCAUUGCUAUUUCUUCUACUGUUGGAUACUGGUGAAAUUAAGGGCUGGGUACUUCUGUGUCUUCAGCACUCCAUGCACUCCACUGAAGAUGUUACAUACUUACUAGUGCUAUAUGAUGCAAUGUAUACAGAUAUUUAGGCCUCUGCUGUGCAGCAAACAAAUAAUUUAGCAGGUUAAGUGAAAUUAUAAAGGUAAUAUUCUGAAUUAAAACAUUAAAAGGGCAAAAAAAAUUGCAUUUGCAUUGAAUAGUGAACAUUUUGUGAAUCCGUAGCAAAUAUGUAGCAAUCUUAUGUGGCCCUUUCCCCCAGAAAAAUGGCAUUGAUACACUGGUGGCAGCUGUUCCAGACUGUCUGCUAGGUGGCCAGCAUUGGACAGCUAAACCCUUUUCCAUCUCUGUGACAAGGAAAGACAAUGGACCACACUUAGCACACAACUACCCCUCUUGGUGUUUUCUCCUUCUCUGUUUAAUUAAUUGCCAGGGGUGUAUCUUGGAUUGCAUCUCUUCCUCCUCACUCUUUCCCCACCCACUGCUGCUUCCUGCAAGUUUGAAGUUUGGAUCUUUGACUAAUUCACUUUUUUACCUUGGGCACAUCAAUCCCACAUACUUGCAUGGACACAUCUGCCUGCAAUGUUGACCUAGCAUUUUACUUGUAGUGUUAUGCUAGCAUAGCUAUUGAUAUGUUUCAGCCCAAGGCUAGGACCCAAAGAGUGCACUGGCUGUGCAAGAAUGUUUCCAUAUGCCUUUUAGAGCUUUUCUGUUCCAGCACUAGAGAUUGCUCUUGUCUUGAAGCUUCCCAGAGGGUGGGACGUAGUGUUGGUAGAAUGGAAGUAGCUUUCAAAAUUGGGGACUUUGAAGGUUCUCCCAUGUGAUCUUUUGGAUUCUAGCCUAAGGAUGUGUGCUGGCAGAGCAAGUCUUGCAGUGGGGUAGAUAAUUGGCAACUCAAGAUGUUUUGCUUGUGAUGAACAAACUUUUGUUCUGUCUAAACACAGUUGUCCAUGUGCACUCCAAAAGCCUUUUGUGUUACACUAUAGCAAUGCUUGAACACCCUUGAAAGAGGGGCAUGAAUUUAAAAAUGUUACUGGCUGGUUCAGAACAUCACUUUUGUCUGCCCUUGUUUAAUUAGCUUGAUUUGUAAAUUUCAUAUUCUUUUAUUUUGUAAUUUUAUGAUGGAGUGUUGAUGAGCAUGCAUUUGUUAGCUAUAAUGUUGUAUUUAUGAUUACCCUGUAGGUAGUAUGUGUUUGAUUUUGUAAUCUUGAGUUUGGUGUUGGAUAGAGAAUUUGAGUUAAUUUUUAAAGCAUCAAUGGACUUCACCUCCGUUCUAAAUGUUUGUGCACCUGAUCACCAAAAAUGUUGAGAAUUAUAACUUGAAAAUGUUUAUUUUUAAAGUAUGCUAUGUAUAGAGAUUAAGAAAUCUUGUAUUUAGGUUAAUUUUGGCAGAAGUGAGUUUAAAGUGUGUUUUUUAUUGCACAUGUAAAAGAGGAAUGCGACACAGUUUUAAAAUGUCUCACUUUGCACUAGGGUUGCCAGAUGCCCCCCGUUUUUAAGAGAGUAAUUUUAUUUCAGAACAUUGCAAUUCCAUAGAACAUAAUGGGUCUCCCUUAUUUCAGAACACCCCUGUUCCACCAGACUCUAAAGAACAGGCAUCACAGCAGAGUGUCCCUUUAUUUUUGAUAUGGUAAUCCUAACCCAAUAUUAUCUUAAAUAAGGUUACCCUGCUGCCACAAAAUUCAUGCAACAGCUUUCAAAUUACCCACUGUUGAGGCACAGGUAACUAGAGCUGGUGCUAUUUCAGAGCAGUCUUGAUUUGUGCUAAUUCAUUAGCACUAUUCAGAAGCAGUCUAGAAUUUUUUUGGCAUACCUGCAUAUACUGCUUCAUCUCUCUGCUGAACAUGUGAUCCUAAAUUGUAGCUAGAUAUUCCAGUCUGUUCAUAUAUCAAAUUAAAAUGUUGGUGGUACUAAUUAUUGUUUGACAUGAUAGUUCACAUGCUUUGUGGUGGCUUUUCAAAUGAUUGACUGUAUAACUAAUAUUUGCUAUACCUGACCUUCUAAAAUAAUGUUAUCGUCUGUUUCUGUGAUAUCUUGGGUCCUGAUUCUGCAAAGCAUUUUUAGCAAGUCCAACAGACUUGAAAGGGAAUGCUCAUAUGUAAACCUGUGCUGGUUCAGGCUCUAAAUAUGGAAUCUGAGUGAAAUGAAAAGAGUCAAUGUUAGUAUUACUUUUCUAUUUGAAAAUGCUGUAUAGAUUCUCAUUCUAAGCAACACUGCAAAUUACCAUAAAACAGAGAUAAACUAGAAGGAAGAGAAGAGUUUCCCCUGCUCUUCCAUCAUAAUUCAUUUGUGCAAAAGUUGUUGGGCUAUAAGCCAUUUCACAUAGUUGUUUCCUCCUGGGUUGGGUGUGGCUGGAUGUUGCAUGGAAAAUAACAUGGGGAGACAAGAAAGCUAGGACAUUAUCAUUGUGAUGUCCCAGAUUAUACUGUUGGCAAGUGAUAUAUAAAACUUUUCAAUAAAUCUAUAUCUAUAAAUAAUUGGCUUGAUAUUAAGCCAUAUUUAUUUGAUAAAAACAAAAAUGACUGAUUCUGUUUAUAAGGCACAUUCCUUACAAUCACUGCCUUUCAGUCACUACUGUUGCAGAAUAUAUUUACACAUGUGUGUGUGCAUAGGUGGAUGCACAAUCAAUUACUGCCAACACUGGGAAUGGCUUGUUGAGCUUUUUCAGUGAAGAACGAAUGAGAAUCCUAAAGCCAAAUUAGGAAUACAGUGUUUUUUGUGAAUACAGCUAGCACACAUUCUUAUAAACAUAGUAAAAGGGCUGUUACACUCCUAAAAAUAAGAAAACAUGAUAAUUUAGUUAUGCUGUAGUCAAUUCGAAGUAAUUAAUAUUUGUGGUAAAUCUUAGCCUCUGUUUUCAAGAGGAGGAAAUUACUAUUUGAAACCAUCAACCAAGCUUGUGAUUUCUAAACGUAACAAACAAAAAUAAAGUGUCGCUGAAAAAAUGCAUGAAGUAUGUUGAGUGCUGUGAUUAAUAAAGGAUGUAGACCUUUUAAAAAAGCUA